ACACUUCAGAUAACAUUAAACAUCAUUAAACGUGUAAUUAGUUGACAAAUUUAUUCUUUAUUGCAAUGGCGGAUCUAGAAUCGUUCAACGAUAAUGGGAAUACUCCCGAUAAUGGAAGUAGAACAUUACCAGGCGACACUAGCGGUGGAUACUCGAUGAAGAACUGGAAAGCAUUCACACCAUUUCUAGGAAUGUAUAGGGAUGUUUCUAAUCGGAUACCAUAUUACAUAUCCGAUUGGACAGACGCAUGGAAUUACAGGGUUAUACCAUCCACAUUACUCAUAUUCUUUGCCAACAUACUCCCUGCUCUCGCGUUUGCGUUUGAGUUACAAGAGAAGACAGGGCAAUACGGUGUGAACGAAGUCCUAAUAUCAACAUUCAUGGCUGCUGCUGGCUUCUCAGUUUUGGGAGCUCAACCACUUACUGUCGUUGGUGUUACUGGUCCAAUUACAGUACUUAAUACAUCAAUAUACACAAUUCUCAAUGAAAGUACAGGCCCUAAUCCGAAACCAAAUUACUUGCAAUUUGUUGGAUGGGUUUAUAUUAUCGCAGCCAUCAUGCACUUUUUCAUAGCAAUAUUCAACUUGAGCAAUUGGUUACGGAGAACAACGAAUUUCACUUGCCAGACAUUCGGCUUUCUCGUUGCUUUUAUCUACUUGACGUAUGGAUGUCAAAUAAUGGGACGUUCUUCUGAAGCUGACGAUCCGAUUGAAAGCUUAGUCUUGAGUGCUUUCCUCGCGGUUACAUUUCUGGCGGUUUAUCAUGUUUUCAUCUUCGGGAAUAUGUCCCCAUAUUUCUUCAGGCACGCAAGGCGAUUUUUACUUGAUUACGGUUUACCUAUCACCGUCGUAGCCGUUUCAGCAUUACCCUACUGGGGCAGAUUCGUAGAGAUUGACUGCAUUAAACUACCUACAGUAGGUGGUUUUAGUUAUACAUCAUCUGAACGAGAUGGAUGGAUUAUUGCUUUCUGGAAUACACCACCUAAAUGGGUCGCGAUUGCUAUUCCAUUUGCUGCAUUGUUGACAUUAUUGUUCUAUUUUGAUCAUCAAGUCUCGGCUAUUAUUGGUCAAGGAUCCGAAUUCAAACUUAAAAAGCCACCCGGAUUCCAUUGGGAUUUCUUCUUGCUCGGGGUUGCUACACUUCUGGCAGGGGUAUUCGGUUUGGUAGCACCAAAUGGACUAAUUCCACAGACGCCUAUUCACACUGAAUCACUAGUCGUCAAUGAGUCUAGGGUUGUAAAUGAGACUGUCGUUGAGGAAGAUCAAGUUAAGAAUGAAGGACAUUCACCAGAAAGCACAACAAAGCAGCGUAAAAUUGAGGUACCUGUUGGCGUUGUCGAGCAGCGAGUUACAAACCUCGCACAAGGUGGACUUGCAUUAGCCUUUGCGACAGGUCCUUUUCUCCAAGCUGUCAAUAAGAUACCAACAGGUGUUUUGGCUGGUCUAUUCUGGUCGCUGGGACUACAUGCUCUUUAUGGUAAUAUCAUCACAGAGCAGGCUAGUUAUCUCUUAAAGGAUAAGCAUCGUACAGAUUCUAAUGACAAGUAUCACAAAGUAAGGAAGAGUCGGAUAUGGCUGUUUUUAUUAUUCGAGCUGGUUGGAUUUGGUGCUACAUAUGCAGUAACUAUUAUACCACGCUCUGCUAUUGGUUUCCCCGUUAUAAUCAUACUUCUCAUUCCGUUCCGAAGCCAUGUGAUCCCAAGACUAGGAUUCACUCAGGAAGAGUUAGACAUAUUGGACGGCCCUGCAGCAUCUGACUUUACGAUGGCCGGAUUGACACUCUAGGCGAUGGUGUAUAUUCUAAGACAUGAGCAUAAAAAAUUUCUCUACAUAAAGAGAUCAAAGAGUUUUCAUAAUGCUAGCAAUGGAUUACAACAUAAUGGAAAUGUACUAAUAAAUUAAUUUUGAUUGAA
Molecule: messenger RNA, 1912 nt
Organism: Wallemia mellicola CBS 633.66
Lineage: Eukaryota; Fungi; Basidiomycota; Wallemiomycetes; Wallemiales; Wallemiaceae
Exons: 5
Coding region: 66-1784 (572 amino acids)
Biological process (GO): borate transport; transmembrane transport; monoatomic anion transport
Cellular component (GO): plasma membrane; fungal-type vacuole
Molecular function (GO): borate efflux transmembrane transporter activity; solute:inorganic anion antiporter activity
Source: RefSeq, a predicted model, not a curated record